AUGGAUGAUGCUACCGUCUACAAGAAUCAACACCUUCAAACAUGGCCGACUAUCGUGAACCUCGAAGAACAAGGAUUAUUGGUGGAUAACAGCAACCAGAACACGUCCAGCUUUCGAGACCAUCGGGAUUUGUCUUAUACUCAGCCGGAAUCGAGCAAGUAUGCCAUGGCACCUGUCUCUAUACCUUUGGAUAUUCAAUACGACACGAAAUUGUGGGAACUCACGCAAUCCAUCUAUUGGGCAGAGUUGUCCUGUACUGAGAUCGACGUGGACGAUGCCGUAACCAUUGAUGUAUCCUCCAAUACUUCUUCAUUCGGUAUCGGGUCGCCCACUAGACAACCCUUGAUUUGGAACCUCAACGACGUGUCAACAACCGAUAAUUGCACGCUGGAACUUAGCGAGGAAAUCACUAUACCGCCGACCAACUCAUCUGUACAGAUCUCACACUGGCAGCCGAACGUAUCCACGACUAGUAUUACCAAGCAAUGUGCUUCCUUCGACUUGAUUGGACUGACGGUAGACGUCAGUCUCAACAAAACCAGUGAACUUGAUCGCCAGAAAUCUGACUAUUCGAGCUCUGAUUACACCCAUCAGGUCAGUGGAUUUGGCUGCAAGAUUGUCUAUCAGACCUCGGAAGCUGGCAUCUCAGUGCAAGUAAACGGUUCGCUUUCAGUCGUUGAUCUGCAUCCGAAUUCAACUACAGAGGUGUCGCGAGCUUCUCUCAAUACUACGCAUUUCAAAGGCAUAAUCCUGCAAGAGGUGGUCUCCACCAACGGCACUUCCUCGUUCAAUAAGAAGCCUGUGAGACCAUCAACACUUCAUCACGAUAUGAUCUCGAAGCUGGAAACUAGCGUUCAAGGUGCUUUUGUACCUUUGAUGAACAGGAUUUUCGAUGUCACCAGCCAAUCACACUAUGUGCAAGCUUCUCAUGUGACACAUCAGAUGGCCAUCAUAGUGGGCCCGGUGCAGUCCUUCGUGUCCGAGGCAAUCCUCCUGUUCGGAGUGGUAGUGGUCUUGUACUUGGCAUACACCUACCCCAACCGCCCAAAUAUGCUUCGAAGUGACCCUGCUUCUAUCGCAUCCAUGUGUGGUAUCAUGGCUGAUGUCAUUGAUGCUUCUUGCCUCUCUCACUUGAACCUGGAUCAGUUGUCAACCAGACAGCUGAGGACGAUCCUCAAAAACUAUACUUGCCGCUGGCAGCAAGCUUCUGAGCCUCCCCGUAUUUGCAUUGAGCCAUCUGCUGUUCCUCGCUCUCAAAGACAGAUCUUCCAAGGCAAACCCGAUCCAAGACCUCAUUUCCUCCUGAUACCAAUCUUUGCCCUUGAAAUCUUCCUUUUCAUAGCGGUAUUUGCUGGUAUUGUGACGAUAUUCGUGCUGUGUGCCCGGGAUGGGGCAUUUCAUUCUUUGACCUACCUUGAUUCAGACAGUCUGGCAGCAUUGUUCCAAUUCAUUCCGUCCGCACUUGCUUCCAUUAUCAGGGCAUUAUGCCUCUCGAUAUACCGCUACCUGAGCGUUCUGGAACCAUGGUCUGUUCUUCAAGCGGGAGGCGCCUCUGCUGCGUCUUCCCUACUGCUUGAGUACGGAUCACUGAAUCCUCUCGCUUCGCUUUUUAAGUGGUUCAGUUACCGCCACUUCUUGCUGGGACUCGUAGGAGUGGCGUGUUUGUUCAACACCGCAAUGAGCAUACUGGCCAGCGGGCUUUUUCGGCACGAGCUUGGCCCGACGAGGGUUGAUACUAAUAUGAAGUCUAACUACAGCUAUGCGUCAAUCGCCAUAAGACAACCUUCGCCAAUAGGCCCCGAACUUGACACUAUCAAGAGCAGCAUCUACAGUGGAACCUCGGUGCUCUCUUGGACUACAUCCAGCUACUCUUUUCUCCCUGCAUGGACGGAUACAUCUUCUGAAUGGCUCGUUGGGGGCACCAUACGGGGCGUUGGUGCCGAUUUAGCAUGCAAGCAGCUUUCGAUCGCCGACAGCUAUUCCGAGGACCCGAUAACAAAUGUAGCCAGUUGGAAAUACUCACCUUUCAACGAAUCAGAUACGGUGUGCCAAAUAGACACGAUCCAAGAAACUGAGGCUAGCCAGGACAGCCUGACGGUUCGCUUCUUCGCUUCACCAACGUCUGCAGAAUCAAGUGGCUGUCAGAAGCCCGCUGUCGUUGUGGUUGCCUACCCUAGCGGAAGUAGCUACUUACAAACUACGUCCGAUACCGCAGUUGCGUUGUAUUGUGAAUCCCUAUUCCUCAUGCAGAAUUUCUCCGUUGGAUUUAACUCGGAUGGGUACAUACAAUACUAUGCUCCUCUCAAUGGCACAUUUGUCAGAGAUGAUGCAAUUGUGCGCAAUGGUACAACAAACCUCGCCAACUACAACCUCAGGCUAUCGAGCCCUUUGAGUUUUACCUACAACGGCUCGCAUCAAGAGACCAACAAUGCAAGCAGCACUGAUUGGUUUGGCGCCCUCACGGCAAGUCUGUACCGCAUUUUGGACACCAACACAAGUGUCGUUACUGCAAGUGUUUUAGAAUCCGCCUCCCGCAAUGUCUACCGGACAAUCUUUGCAACUGAUCUAUCUCUUAAACGGGACUCUUACUUCCAGCUUCAAGAUUCCCCUGCUCGAAUCAGCGACGGUAUUAUCUACAACAUGUCCUGGGCGGUGGUCCCAUCGUUUGCAUCAUUUAUGUAUGUCCUGAUCAUAGUGGUUUUCGAUGGGUGCGUUGUCGCCUCGGUUUUCCUUACCAGGAGAGGUCGUUUUAAAUUUCCUCGCAUCCCACGGUCUAUCGGCUCCAUCAUCCCUUGGGUCAUCCAUGGGCAGGUUCUGAACGAUUUCAAGGGAACAUACGCUUGGAGUGAAGGCUACCGAGAGAAACACUUUGUCGAUAUGGACAAACGAUACAAACUUAAUCGACAAGAAACGCCCGAUGGGCAAUGGAAGUACGUCUUGGAUGAAGACAAUUCUCGCCGCAACAGCGGAUCUUCUACCAUCGAGUUACAGGAGAUUAGUCCGGCGCCGAAAAAUCGGUUCCGAACCCUUUUGCGAAGGGUGACUUCUGAUGACAACAGAGAUCAAAACGGAUGA
Molecule: messenger RNA, 3075 nt
Organism: Aspergillus niger
Lineage: Eukaryota; Fungi; Ascomycota; Eurotiomycetes; Eurotiales; Aspergillaceae
Exons: 2
Coding region: 1-3075 (1024 amino acids)
Source: RefSeq, a predicted model, not a curated record